This is a messenger RNA of Jaculus jaculus (lesser Egyptian jerboa), 864 nucleotides long. RefSeq names its product basic proline-rich protein-like. The transcript is spliced from 4 exons. Lineage: Eukaryota; Metazoa; Chordata; Mammalia; Rodentia; Dipodidae. Bases 1 to 864 code for a protein of 287 amino acids. The record is from RefSeq and is a predicted model, not a curated record.
AUGGCGGGGUCUCCUUUGGGAAAAGCCUUCCCGAAGGUAGCUUGCCCCGGGGGCGCCCAGGCCCGGGGUGGUGGUGGUGGUGGGGAAGUGCUGGACCAGCGGGACGGGUCAGCAGGCCUGUUUUCAUCUCGCAGACCCACAGUCAGUACCGGCUCGCAGCCCGUCCCCCUGGGGCUUGCGGAGGACCAGGGCUCCCCGGAGGCCGGCUGCGGAGACCCUGGGGUGGCCCUCGAGGGGCUUCGGGCGGGGAGCUCCUUCCGGGGCAGGCCUCUGGGACGGCGGCGUGCAGCCGCACAACCGUCACUCGGGGCCAAAGGCGACCGGCGGCGGCCCGCCCACGGCCCCCCCACCCCGGGGGCGCCAGGCCGCUUCAGGGUGUGCGGGCGGGGGGCACAGGCCGGCGUCACAAAGCGCCGCCACCGGCCGCCCUCCUCCCGGCGCGCGCCCCUCCUCCCUGCUCCCCGCCUCCCUCCCGCGUCCUCCUCCUCCUCCUCCUCGUCGUCGUCGGCUGUGUCGCUCCCGCGGCGCGAGGCGCUCUGGCUCUCCUCCGCCGCCCCUCCCCCCGCGCCGCCGCCGCCGCCGUCCCGAGCCCCCCGCGCCCCGCGAUCCCUCCCGCGCGCGCCCCCUCGGCCCCCGAGGAGGAGAAAGGACGAGAAGGGCUACCAGAGAGAGGCCCCCUCCGGGGGGGGAGCCCCGGGGCCCGGAGCGAAUCCCCCGAACUCCCUCCAGCGCCGCGCCGCGUCGCGCCGCCCCGCCCCGCCCGGUCGGCCCGGCCCGGCCCGGCCCGCGUCGUGUGUGAGGAGGACCCCGGGCGGGCCCACGGGCCGUGUGGGGCCUGGUCCGGCCCGCAGGGCGGGCGUGUGA